Messenger RNA from Rattus rattus (black rat), 1966 nucleotides. RefSeq names its product activating transcription factor 3 (gene Atf3). The record is from RefSeq and is a predicted model, not a curated record. The coding region runs from base 234 to 779 and encodes 181 amino acids. Gene Ontology annotation, molecular function: DNA-binding transcription factor activity, RNA polymerase II-specific; RNA polymerase II cis-regulatory region sequence-specific DNA binding. Gene Ontology annotation, cellular component: nucleus. Gene Ontology annotation, biological process: regulation of transcription by RNA polymerase II. The transcript has 4 exons. Lineage: Eukaryota; Metazoa; Chordata; Mammalia; Rodentia; Muridae.
CAGGAGUUAAGCGGGCUCCCUGCCAGCGCGAGGGCUUUAAAAGGGGUGAUGCAACGCGCUCCCAGUCACAGUCUCACUCAGCGAGACGCGCGGUGCACGGUGCUUCCCCGGCGGAGCCGACCGGCCAACCCGCGCUCCGGCAGAGUCCUUGGCGCUCGCCUGCCGGCGGGACAGACCGCCCGCCUCUAGCCGCUCUCUGGACCCUGGCCGCCCCGAGCGAAGACUGGAGCAAAAUGAUGCUUCAACAUCCAGGCCAGGUCUCUGCCUCAGAAGUCAGCGCGACCGCCAUCGUCCCCUGCCUCUCACCUCCUGGGUCACUGGUGUUUGAGGAUUUUGCUAACCUGACACCUUUUGUCAAGGAAGAGCUGAGAUUCGCCAUCCAGAACAAGCAUCUUUGCCAUCGGAUGUCCUCUGCACUGGAGUCAGUCACCAUCAACAACAGACCUCUGGAGAUGUCAGUCACCAAGUCUGAGGUGGCCCCCGAAGAAGAUGAGAGGAAAAGGAGGCGGCGGGAAAGAAACAAAAUUGCUGCUGCCAAGUGUCGAAACAAGAAAAAAGAGAAGACAGAGUGCCUGCAGAAGGAGUCAGAGAAACUGGAGAGUGUGAAUGCCGAACUGAAGGCCCAGAUCGAGGAGCUGAAGAAUGAGAAGCAGCAUCUGAUUUACAUGCUCAACCUGCACCGGCCCACGUGUAUCGUCCGGGCUCAGAACGGGCGGACGCCGGAAGACGAGAGGAACCUCUUUAUCCAACAGAUAAAAGAAGGAACAUUGCAGAGCUAAGCAGAGGUGGCAUGGGGGCAAUUGGGGAGUCCUUACUGAAUCCUCCUUUUCCACCCCAAACCCUGAAGCCAUUGGAAAACUGGCUUCCUGUGCACUUCUAGAAUCUCAGCAGCCGAGAGCUGUUGGGUCAGGAGGGCCUGCGGUGACUACUGCGUUGUCCCACUCUGUCCCCGAGUGAACCGUGGAGCAGGCAGGAGCAUCCUUUGUCUCACCAGCUCCAGGAUUUAGGCCUUACCAUCCCGGCCAUUCUCAGAUGACCUAGCUGGCCCCAGGCUGGGGUCCCAUGCAAAGCAGGAUCGCACUAAUGGGAUGCAGGCAGAAGUGUCUACCUUGACAGGUGGGGUGGGACCACGUCCUCCACUGCGGCUGACAACAUCCCUCCUAGGGAAGAUGGAGUGAGAACAUUCAUCAUUGAGGUUGUCCAAUGGCCAGGGUAUGCUUUCUAGAAACUAUGCUGUUCUGUCCUAGACUGACUGUGCAUAGGGCAUUCGUUUCUGAGCCUGGUGUUGUGCUAUUUAGAUGUUUGUCUUGCACAACAUUGGCGUGAUUUUUUUCCGGGAGUUUCAUCAGACCUGAUUUCCGAGAGUUUGGGGGUCUGCCACUGUGGACAAUAUCCCCCAAAAGUGUUUGGGUGGCCAUGUAAACUGGCUGAUGACCAGCUGUGCUACUCUGUGCUGACCGAGGACUGAUGCCUCCUUCCCCUGUACCCACUGCUGAGGAAGAACCCGGGCACAGCAGCUGUCCUUGGCUACAAACUGUUACAAUGUCACAGAACGAAGGCACAAAGUCCGGCUUUCAAAGGGCGUAGGACUCCACACUCAGUGACAGGGCAGGAAGAGCCAAGGAUUCUCCGUUUUCCCUUCCUUCCCACCAAAAACCACAGCCCGUGGAGACUGGUAUUUGAAGCCAGGAGUGGGGCAAGGAAGGUGUCUGCACUGUGGGAUGUUAACUGUGCUUUCGUCUUGAAGCUAUUCUGAGAUGCGGUCCAGAGUAUUUCAGCUGGGAGGUCCCUCCCACUGGCCACCAGGGCUCUGGCCACUGUUAAAAUUCUGAUGUUUCUGUGAAAUCCUCAGUGUUCAAUCCGACUCAGUAGUAUAUUACAGUUUUCUGUAAGAGAGAACGUUACUUAUUUAUCCCAGUAUUCCUAGCCUGUCAACGUAAUAAAAUAUCAGAAUGAGACCUGGUAA